AUGGCGUCGUUGAAGGUGGAUUUGCCACGACAGUGUUCAUCCCUUUCGAAGAACAUCAACAUGGACAACCUCGUCAAGGACAGCGUCGACGAGGUCUGGAAGGAGAUCGUUGCCGGCGCUGAAACACAACAGUUGACACUCGAGGAUUUCUUGACCAAGGCUGGGUCUGUCAGAGACAAUGACGUCACACAUAGCAUGCUGUCUCCUCACAUGGUUGCCAAUGCCAAAACGUCAUCAAAAGUGCGCGGAAGGGGAAAGAGGAAGAAGACUGUGGAGGAACUCGUCGAUAAGGCCACUCUUCAGAGGCAGAGAAGGAUGAUUAAGAACAGAGAGUCAGCUGCUAGAUCCAGGGAACGCAAGCAGGCUUACACAGUUGAGCUAGAGUCUUUGGUUACACAUCUGGAGGAAGAAAAUGCACGAUUGUUACGGGAACAGGAUGAUAAGAAAAAGCAGAGGCUUAACCAGCUUUUGGAGUGCCUCAUUCCAGUUGUGGAGAAGUGUAAACCAAGACGAAUGCUUCGGAGAGUGAAUUCUGUCCAAUGGUGA
Messenger RNA from Gastrolobium bilobum, 546 nucleotides. Its product is annotated as bZIP transcription factor 12-like. Gene Ontology annotation, cellular component: nucleus. Gene Ontology annotation, molecular function: DNA-binding transcription factor activity. The transcript is spliced from 4 exons. The record is from RefSeq and is a predicted model, not a curated record. Bases 1 to 546 code for a protein of 181 amino acids. Lineage: Eukaryota; Viridiplantae; Streptophyta; Magnoliopsida; Fabales; Fabaceae. Gene Ontology annotation, biological process: positive regulation of DNA-templated transcription.